This is a messenger RNA of Wasmannia auropunctata (little fire ant), 2058 nucleotides long. Its product is annotated as RNA-directed DNA polymerase from mobile element jockey-like. NCBI's taxonomy places the organism in Eukaryota, Metazoa, Arthropoda, Insecta, Hymenoptera, Formicidae. The transcript has a single exon. The coding region runs from base 1 to 2058 and encodes 685 amino acids. The record is from RefSeq and is a predicted model, not a curated record. Gene Ontology annotation, molecular function: nucleic acid binding.
AUGAUUAAAAGAUUUCGCAAUAGGCGGCUUACAACACCACCCGCAUCCUUGGCAUCCUUUGACAUCGACGAACUAGACUCACCGCUCAAAGAAGCUAUGGACAAAAUAUGCCUUCCUGUUCUACUCCCCCUUUGUCCUUUGACGCGGUUCCGAAUAAUCCACAUGUUUGGAUUGAUGACCCAUUCACUCUUCAAGAAUUUACGAAUGCUAUUGCCACUAGCAAACGUAAAUCCAGUCCCGGAAUGGACAGAAUUGACAACUCUCUCAUCCGCGCCCUUCCCAGUGGCUUGUCCUCAGUACUUCUUGACAUCAUCAAUUCUCUGUUUAGACAUGGAGUCUUUUCAUCAACAUGGUUACAUUCACUAUCUUAUCCCCAAGCCUCAGGGUAAGGGCUUCCGCCCCAUAGCACUUACUUCAUGUAUUCUCAAGCUUACAGAGAAAAUGCUCCUUAACCGUUUGCAAUGGCUCAUUGAAAAUCAUGUGUUGCUUCCUGAACACCAAUUCGGCUUUCGCAGUUUUCGCUCUUGCCUGGAUAAUUUUACGAUAUUGACCGCGGAUGUACAAGCGGGAUUUCUGCAUCACAAACACACUGCCGCGCUAUUUGUCGAUAUUAAAUCUGCCUUUGACAACGUUCUUCCCAAUCUGCUUUUGCAAGAUUUAGCUUCUCUCAACAUUCCUCCCUGCACCUUGAAAUUCAUAGCAAAUCUAAUUUCAUGUAGAAACGUUCAGUUUGUAAUGCAAGGAACACUACACCCAAUGAGGAUUUCGCGCAAGGGCACCCCUCAAGGCGCUGUUCUCAUUCCUACCUUGUUCAACUUAUAUCUCCGUAGAAUAUCCUCGAUUAUUCAUCCUGAGACCAAAAUCAUUCAGUUUGCAGAUGAUAUAGUCUUAUACUCUACAUCAUCGAAUCCUAAACUAGCUGCGCAGUCUAUCCAGCAUUCCCUGAAAAGAAUGGGAGACUUCCUACUUCAACUGGGACUUGAAAUCUCACCGGAAAAAACGCAGUUUAUGGUGUUCACGCGAUCCUCAAAACCAAUCUAUUCGGGUCUUGCAAUUUCAGACAGGGAAACCAAAAUUAAUCCUUCUGACUCAGCUAAAUUUCUUGGAGUUACUCUAGACCCGGGACUAACCGGAAAACUUCAUUUGGAGCGCGUCAAUAAUAAAACACGCAAGGUCUCGCAAGUUUUAUCUGCCCUUAGAGAGGUGUGGUGGGGAUCCCCUCAUCAAAUGCUCCUCAACGUAUAUCGGGCCCUGUGUAGAAGUGUUAUGAAAUACGCAUGUCACAUCUUUUGCCUUGGCGACUCGAGAGGGCGUCAGAAGCUUCAAAUUACCCAAAACUCGGCUAUUCGUACCUGCCUUGGCCUUCGAAUAUCUACACCCCUCAACAUAUUAUUUACUGAAGCACAGGAACCCCCCUUUAAACUCAGAAUAAGGCUUCUCGCGUACAAAUACCUGCUUAAAACUCUUUCGAUUACUGAUCAUCCGGUGGUCGAAAGAUUUGAAAAUCUCAUGAUCCUAACCGACUCCCCCGCUAAGCGUUCCUACGUGGCUAGUAACUUCCCUCUAAUCUCAAUCUUUCGACAACUACAUCACCUCAAACAGCAAAUCCAUCAUACGGUUAUCCUACCGAAAUUCAGCUGCACCUUCGCGUCCAUAUUUAUCUCUCUAGAAAUAUUAUAUUCUCCUGAAGAAUUCUCAACUCGCUUGAGCAAUUCGUCUUCGGAGCUGGCACGAACCCUUUUCUUAGAAACUUUUCGGGAAUUUAUAGGGCAGUCGACUAUCUUUUACACGGACGGAUCUAGAAUAAAUGAGAGCUCGUGUGUUGGCGCGGCGUGGCACUCCCCUCACCUUGGGAUUGAACUUAUGGAUAGACUUCCUCACUACGCAUCCAUCUUUUCGGCAGAAGCAUGGGCUAUUUACAAUGUAGUUAUCUCGUUAAAAGUUUAUAAUGUCUACGAUACAGUCAUAGUUUCUGACUCAAAAAGCAUCUUACAAGCCCUAAAAGGGGCGAUACUAUACAACAAUAACUACCUGAUUCGCUCAUUAAGGCUAAACUAG